Bufo bufo (common toad) is the source of this 3729-nucleotide messenger RNA. RefSeq names its product caspase recruitment domain family member 11 (gene CARD11). The transcript has 24 exons. Gene Ontology annotation, biological process: regulation of apoptotic process. Gene Ontology annotation, molecular function: protein binding. NCBI's taxonomy places the organism in Eukaryota, Metazoa, Chordata, Amphibia, Anura, Bufonidae. The record is from RefSeq and is a predicted model, not a curated record. The coding region runs from base 148 to 3567 and encodes 1139 amino acids.
UGACGAUUAUACCAUCUCUCCAUGCACAGAUGAAAAUGAAACGCAGGCAGGUGCUCUUCAAUGCCUAGCUAUUAUCACGCUGCUGGGCUUUUUAUGCUGGCUACAACAUUUCCUAUCAAUUAAGAAUCUGCCAAGGAAUAAUACAAAAUGGAUAAUGAAAAUGAAAUAUUAAAAAGCGAAGAAAAUGAACUAUGGGAGAACAUUGAAACCAACAGGAACAUGCUUAGUCGCUACAUUAAUCCUGCAAAGUUAACCCCUUAUUUACGGCAAUGUAAGGUAAUAGAUGAGCAAGAUGAGGAAGAAGUUCUCAACUCUAUGCUGUUGGUAUCAAGGACCACCCGCUCAGGGAGGCUCCUGGAUAUUCUUCAUACAAAAGGACAACGAGGUUAUGUUGUCUUUUUAGAAAGUCUUGAAUUUUACUACCCUGAGCUCUACAAGUUAGUAACAGGAAAAGAACCAACCAGAAGAUUCUCCACAAUAGUUGUGGAAGAAGGCCAUGAAGCUCUCACACAGUUCCUUAUGAAUGAAGUCAUAAAACUGCAGCAACAGUUAAAGACCAAAGAAGUGCAGAAGUGUGAACUUGUGGCUAACUCAAGACUUCUGGAGGAUGAGAGAAAACAGCUAAAGCUGGUGAACCUAGAGCUGAUGACAUUUCAGGAACGUUACAACAAAAUGAAGGAGGAGCGAAACAACUGCAAUGAUGAGUUAAUCAAAGUAAAGGAUGAUAAUUAUAACUUGGCAAUGAGAUAUGCUCAACUUAGUGAGGAGAAGAACAUGGCUGUCAUGAGAAGUCGUGACUUACAACUGGAGAUUGACCGCCUGAAACAUCAUCUGAAUAAAGUAGAGGAAGAGUGCAAACUGGAAAGAAACCAAUCUCUUAAAUUGAAAAAUGAUAUUGAGAAUCGUCCUAAGAGAGAACAAAUGAUGGAACUUGAGCGCGAAAAUGAAAUGCUAAAGACAAAAAUACAAGAGUUUCAGUCAUUACUUCAGGAUGGAGGCCAUAGUUUACCUGAUUCAGACAAAGCCAUAGUUGAUAUUCUUGAACAUGAUCGUAAAGAGGCACUUGAAGAUCGCCAUGAACUGGUAAACAGAAUAUUUAAUCUUCAGGAAGAAAUACGCCAAGCUGAAGAUCUGAGGGACAAGUACUUGGAAGAAAAAGAAGAUUUGGAGUUAAAAUGUUCUACACUAGCAAAGGACUGUGAGAUGUACAAACACCGCAUGAACACUGUUAUGGUACAAUUAGAGGAAGUAGAGAAGGAACGGGAUCAGGCAUAUCGUGCCCGUGAUGACGCCCAGACACAGUGCUCCCAAUGCCUAAUUGACAAAGACAAGUACAGAAAGCAGAUCCGAGAGCUAGAAGAGAAGAAUGAUGAACUCAGGAUUGAGAUGGUCAGAAAAGAGGCAAAAAUUGUGAAUCUGGAAUGUAAACUGAGAAGAGUACUAAAGGAGGGUGUUGUUUUGGAUCAGAGUUUGCCAAGAAAUCUACACAUCAUCAUGCCCCCGAGCUCAAAGACAAAUGGUCAGGAUGCUGACCAGGACUCGUCAGAUUCCAUGGGAUCUCCAGAUGAUAAAUACUUCUUCAAUGACGAAUUAAAGAAAAAGAGAAGAAUGAAUAUAAAGGGAAUUCCACAAAUCUUGAGAGCAAAGUCUCCAAAUUCCAAUAAGCAGAAUGAAUUUCAAGUUGCUGAGGAUCCUGAAAACCGGACAGACUACAAGAACGGGCAGACGGAUACAGCAUUCCGUAGAUCUGGGUCAUACAACAACAUGCCCAUCAGUACUUCUGAUAUUCCCAAGCACCCACUAAAAAACCGAAGUUAUAGUAUUAUGUCUACAACACCAGAACCCCCUGGAAAUGACUCCAUAGUAAGAAGAAGCAAAGAAGAUGUACCUGCUUACAGCCCUGCUGACGGAGAUGAUGACAGCUUAGAACCAGAUGAUGAAUUUCAUGAUCACUUCUCCUGUGGACCACCAUCUAUUCAUUCAUCAUCUUCUUCGCACCAGUCAGAAAGUCUCGACAUCUAUGACCUUGACCAAGUUAAUUCUAUUUUUAGAAAGUUUUCCCUGGAAAGACCCUUCCGACCAUCUGUAACUUCAACAGGACGAAUCAGGACCAUCAAUCACCCAGUCAAUCACACAACAUUGGAUGGAGAUAAUCUCAUGGGGGAAAUAACACUAAUUGGUGGUAAUGAAAGGGGCAUUUUUAUCAGCUCGGUGAAGCCAGGAUCCAGAGCAGAAAAGGCUUGUCUAAAGGAGGGACAGCAGCUUAUAAUGCUAGAUGGAUGUAUUAAAGGAAGAAAACAAUCAGUUCCUAUGGAUGCAUGUACUAAAGAAGAAGCUCAUUGGACUAUACAAAGAUGUAAAGGACCAAUUACUGUGCACUAUAAAACAAAUGAUGAAGGUUACAAUAAACUGCUGAAAGAUCUUGACGAAGGGAAAAUUCGGUCUGGAGAUUCUUUUUACAUGCGUUUAAAUCUAAACAUUUCUAACCACUUGGACAGUUGUACAAUGACUGUACAAUGUGAUGAAAUUGUCCAUGUUCUUGAUACCAUGCACCAGGGAAGAUAUGAGUGGCUGUGUGCCAAAAUGGAUCCAUUUACAGACAGAAACCUGGAAUUUGGAACAAUUCCUAGCUACAGCAGGGCCCAGCAGUUAUUUCUGGUUAGGCUUCAAAGAGUAAUACAAAGAAGUAAGGAAGAAAGUGAAGGUUCCAGCAACACAUUGCGAGCUAUGAAGAAUGCCCUUCAACCUGAAGAAUAUGCACAGAGUGAUCCUAAGAGCAGUCCUCGGCUUUCAAGAGCAAGCUUUCUUUUUGGACAAAUUUUUCAGUUUGUCAAAGGAUACGAGAAUAAAUACAAAAGGAUGAACAGCAAUGAACGAGUGCGCGUGGUGUCAACUAUUUCAACCUCCAUUGAAAGUGUAAAACAGUUAUUAGAAAAGCAAGAUGACUUGGAACAAGAUAAUGACAUUAAAAACAGCCUGAACCUGGUACCUUACAGUUUGGUUCAUCCAAUCCAUGUAGAGAGGAGGAGACCUGUCCUAUUUGCUCCUAGCAUGCUGGCCAAAACCAUUAUUCAAAAACUGCUUAACUCUUCCGGUGCUCUAGAGUUCAAUAUUUGUAAGCCAGAAAGUGGAGCAAAGGAAGUGUUUCAGAAGAAACAGAAAACAGAAGUAAUUAUCGAUUCAAGAGAAAAGAACCUGAACUCAUAUGAGUGGAUUACUCCAUCUAAUAUUGAGUCUGUUAUUUCUAAGAAUUCACACUGUUUGCUUGAUGUUGGAUUGCAAUGUACAAAAAACUUAAUCAAAGCAAAUAUCUUCCCCAUCAUCCUUUUCCUCAAAAUGCCUGAGAAGAACAUGAAAAAGUUCAGAAGGCUGUUGUCAAAGCAGGAGAAUGAAGAGGAGUUUUUACGUAUUUGUCGCCAGAAAGAGAAGGAGUUAGAGGCCCUUCCUUGUCUCUAUGCAACAAUAGAGUCAGAUGCCUGGAACACCAUCGAUGACCUGAUUCGUGUUAUCAAGGAAAGAAUUGCUGAGGAACAAAGGAAGACCAUUUGGAUAGAUGAACUUUUUUAAUGAAGCAUUGUCUAACAUAAUUUGCUAAUGGUGUAAAUCCAUAAGUCGACCUCUUUACAUGAUGGUUUUUAACUGUCUAUAGUGCCUGACCUGGGUAGAAGAUGCUGGAUUACCAGAGGUGACAACCACUAAUACCAGCUACAAUAGUGUCACUGAAUAGCA